Messenger RNA from Thlaspi arvense, 2648 nucleotides. The record is from the annotation of a GenBank genome assembly. NCBI's taxonomy places the organism in Eukaryota, Viridiplantae, Streptophyta, Magnoliopsida, Brassicales, Brassicaceae.
UUUCAUAGUUUGACACGUAAAAACUAAAAAAAAAACAAAAAGGUAAUAUAAACUUAAUUUGAAACAGCGAUUGCAAGAAAGAAAAAAAAAAAAGCCCAAGAUAAAGUUUCAAAUGCAAAUGGUAACAAGAAAUAAUAAUGCAAAGAGGAGGGAUUCGCGGCUGAAACAUGGAUCAUCAAAGCCCAACGUACAUGAGAGGAAGCGUAAAGAGAAACAUUCCAAGGAAGAAAGCACGUUGUGCCCAAUACGGAACCACCAUAGUGCUUGAUUUGGUCCGUCCAAUAGGACCGGACAUUAAAACCACAGCCGCAACAAGGAACUGCAAAACGCAAAACAUUGCCCAAACACGGAGCCAGAGUUUGCCGUUACCGCCCAAUAACUCCACAGUAAGCUUACCCGGUAAACCGCAAGCAAUACCGUAGUAAAGAACCAUCAUUGGCUGCUCUCUACUUGCGAAAUGAUCAGUUAUCAAGAACCACACGGCGAAGAUCAUAUAGAGCGCGGCCAACAUCUGCGCCCAAAACAGAUGCCGGCAACACCACAUGAUGAUAAAGUCUGGGUUCUCUACCGGCGAAAGGUGUUUUAGCAACCAGGAUUCAUCACCUAUUCCCUCGUAACGCCUGCAGAAUUUUAAGGUAGAUUCCAUCCUACUCCUCUCUUGCGAGAAGACGUAAGCCAGAAUGUUGAAGGCACUUAUGACGAACCAAACCUUGAUUUCUUUGACCAUACGGGCGUUUCCUCUAUCUUCUGAUUCGCUUUUGAAUCUCCCACCCAUCUCUAGCUUGGAUUUCUCGUGAUUCUCUGAAGAUUCUUUGACAGCAGAUGCAUUAAUCUGAUUGGCAAAAGCCGGGUCAGAGGUAGAAGAUGAAGUUGAGGCUUCGUACUUCUUCACUAUCUUCUUCUUCUUUGCGCCGUCCAUAGCUUCUACAUUUACGCCUUUCAUCAGUUCUUUAACUCUAUGAAUAACUAUUUAUAGGUUUUGGAGUCUAUCCCCCUCUAGGUCAUUCUACAAACAACAAAUAUCAGCAAAAAAUCAUCGUAACCUGAUUCGGAUAUGAACAGAAGAUCCUCGAAAUAAACAAAAUCUAAUUAAAAAAAACAGAAGAUCCUCGAGUCUGUUUCGCCUAAAGAAGAAAACGUAAACUCCAAGUUUGUGAUCGGGUAUAAAUUAACCGAAUUGGGUAUUGUUUGUAAUCGCAAUUAGACCGAAUAUGACCGGAAUAACCGGUUUGGUUUUAGUUUGGCUCGACAUUAUAGUAGCACGUCGGGUCUCUCUCUCUCUCUGCCUCACUUCGUCGUCGCCAAGAGCGCCUCUGUCUCGCCGUCCUUCGCCGUAUAAGCUCGUCUCUAGCCAUGGCUAUGGUUCUUCCGUUCGGGAAACUGACCAUCCUCAUCGGUGCAGGACUUGUUGGGUCAGUGUUUGCUAAAGAAGGGAGCUUACCAGAUGUCUCGAGCUUGGUCUCGGGUGCUUUUAAGAUGGUAUUUAGGCAACUGAAACAAGAAGAACCUGCUCAAUCAGCCAGCAAGCCUCGCAAUGAUAUACUUGUAGCCCAGGUUAACAGUCUUAGGAAUGAAUUGCAGCUUCUCGCGUCAAACAGACCUAUGACUAUUGUUACGACGGCAGGGCCAGGUAGAAAGUAUGGUCUCAUCAUUAUCGUUGGGGUGAUAGGCUACGGAUAUGUGCGGUGGAAGGGAUGGAAACUUCCAGAUUUUAUGUUUGCUACAAGGCGCAGUUUAUCAGAUGCAUGUAAUAAUGUUGGCAGCCAGAUUGAUGGCUUUUACUCAUCGCUUUCGGCAAGUUCCCACUGUUCUUUUACUAUUUUUCGUGUUCUGAUUACUGAACUCUAUUCUUUAUCAGUUGUGAUGGGUACAAAACGGGAGUUAAGUUCAAAAAUUGACGGGAUGGAUCUUAUAGUGGAUGAAAAUUCAGUAAUUAUUAAAGAAACAGGACGACAGGUAGAUGAACUACGGGAUGGUACAGCAAAUAUUAAGGGUGACGUCAGGUCUGUUUUUGAUGCCGUUGAAACUCUGGCAGACAAAGUCUUUCGCAUUGAGAAAAAUCAGGCUUUGCCAUCAACAUCAACGAUGCUAGCCAUUGAGGCAGCUCCUGCGACACCAGCUUCCAGGGAUACUCUGUGUUCGCCCCCUGCUUCUCCCCGUGAGUCCCAGUCGCCGUCGUCAAUCCCUAAUGGAGCUCAAAAGUCACAUGGUCCACUCCAGCACACCCAGUCCAUGUCUGGUUUGAAGGACAUAAGUGAAAGCUCUAGCAGUCGCGAGACUUUUUCAAAUGGAGUGGAUACAGUAGGGAAAGCCACGGGAAAUGGUGCAUCAGGCGGGUCGAGUGCGGGUCUGCUUGGUGGGUUCUCAUUGACAAGAAUUGUGAGGACUCUUAGUGCGGUCAACACAGUGCCUACUAACUGAAGACAAGAGUUUGUUCAUUCAUAUAUUAGGGUUAGCAAAGAGUAAGUGGCCAAUUGUAUCUAGUAGAUGAUUUUGAUAGAUUUUGCUGUUUUUGCAUGUGCAUCGAGACAAUGUGUGCAUAACGUUUGUUAGGAUACAUCUUAUAUUUAUCUAGGUUAUAUUUUACAGUUUAUCAUUUCGUUGCUUUUCUUGUUUUCGUCGUAAUUCAGCAGGGUCGGUUAUAAGCG